This is a messenger RNA of Antechinus flavipes (yellow-footed antechinus), 1677 nucleotides long. RefSeq names its product acireductone dioxygenase 1 (gene ADI1). The transcript is spliced from 4 exons. Gene Ontology annotation, molecular function: acireductone dioxygenase [iron(II)-requiring] activity. The record is from RefSeq and is a predicted model, not a curated record. Bases 268 to 807 code for a protein of 179 amino acids. Lineage: Eukaryota; Metazoa; Chordata; Mammalia; Dasyuromorphia; Dasyuridae.
UGGGGGCAGAUAGGAGCAGGAAUUUCUUUGUCUCUCUUAGUCAGGUCUACCUCGAGUGAAAGGAGGUAAAGUAGAGUUAAAUGGUACUUCUGCAGACCAGCUCAAACACAAAAAGGCUUGUGACCUCAGGCUGGUGGGUGGUGCCAUUCGGGUGCCGGGUAAAUAAAAACGCCGUAAGGGGUAGGUGGAGCUUGCGAACUUUGGGGACUGGCUGAGGCCUUUGUGGAUUUCUUCUCGGAAAAAGAAGAGGAGUUCCAAGGAACAAGAAUGGUGGAGGCCUGGUACAUGGAUGACUCUGCGGAGGAUCAGAGGAAACCCCACAGAUUAGAGCCCGGGCGUCCUGUCAGCCUGGAACAGCUGAAGCAACUCGGCGUCUUUUACUGGAAACUGGAUGCUGACAAGUAUGAGAAUGACCCAGAGCUAGAGAAGAUCCGAAAAGAAAAAAACUACUGCUGGAUGGACAUAAUAACCAUUUGUAAAGACAAGUUGCCAAAUUAUGAAGAAAAGAUCAAGAUGUUUUAUGAAGAACAUUUACACCUUGAUGAUGAAAUUCGCUAUAUCCUGGAUGGAAGUGGGUAUUUUGACGUAAGAGAUAAAGAGGACAUGUGGAUCCGCAUCUUCAUGGAGAAAGGAGACAUGAUAACACUUCCCGCUGGGAUUUAUCAUCGCUUCACCCUGGAUGAAACAAACUAUGUUAAGGCGAUGAGACUGUUUGUGGGAGAACCGGUCUGGACACCAUACAAUCGUCCAGCUGACCAUUUUGAAAUUCGAGGACAAUACUUGCAGUUUCUGGCCCAAAGAGCAUAAUGGUGCUCACUGGAGACUGAUUCACCACUUGGAAAUAGGCCAGACGUGAUAACUAAGAAAAAUGUUUCCUCUUUUCUUCCAUGUCAUGGGCCUUAGUUUAGUUCUUUUCAAGAUUGUCUGAUUUAAGAAAGGAAAAGUCAUUAAUUCAACAUGAAAUGCACUGAGAUUAUGGACAAAUCCUUCUUUUAUAAAAAAAAAUUUUUUUUUUUGGUUUCUCUACUAUAAAGCAAAAAAUCUGGUUUGGGUUACAUGGAUUUAGAUAUUUAAAAAUAUGUCCCUAAAAUUAUAGAGUAAAAUGCUUUUUUGCUAUUAUCUUUUACAAAUGAUUAAUCCCAUUCUAGUACUAUGAAGGGUAGAUGUUUAUAUAUCAGGUAAGCAUUAGAAAUUGGUUCUAUAGAAGGUUUUGCAAAGGUCAAUGUUGAAAAAUUACCUGUGCAUAUGCUUUGUGAAUAAAAAGCUAUAAUAAUUUAAAAAUAUUUUUUUAAAGAAAUUGGUUCUAAUUAAUCUCUUGAUUCUAACUCUUUUAGAUGAAAAAUACUACAUGGAUUCAUUGUAACCCAAAUUAUUAGUAUUUCUAUGACAUGAAACUUGGCAGGCACAUUUACUGAUUGCCUACAUCCUGGAGAAUCAUAUCUUUUCAAUAUUGUAAGAAAAUUUGUUUAGAUUUUCCAGUGUAACCUAAUUGUUUUGUGAUACAGUUGUGUCUUAUUAAUGUGUUUGUUAAUUAAGUUCCACACAAAUAAUCAAACAGAAAAUGUUCAACUGCUAACUUUUAAAAACUAGUCUUUUAAAAUGUCUUUUGCAAAGCAAAAUUUUAUAAUUAUUGUAGAAAUUGAAUAUUAAAAAGAAUAAAAAUUCAAAUUUUCUUUA